Messenger RNA from Ciona intestinalis (vase tunicate), 4512 nucleotides. Lineage: Eukaryota; Metazoa; Chordata; Ascidiacea; Phlebobranchia; Cionidae. The record is from RefSeq and is a predicted model, not a curated record.
AAGCAUUUUCAGGGCAACCAACCAAAAAUCAGUGUUCAAUUAUAAAAUUUAUUUAAAAUUAUAAUGUUUGGAUAUUUGUGAGGAUAACUAGCAUUAUGAGCAAUGGGGGGGUUAUGCUGUCUGGGUGGCUGAGGAAGUCACCUCCUGAGAGGAAACUGCGGAAAAAUGCAUGGAAGAAACGAUGGUUUGUCCUAAGAUCAGGUAGAUUAUCUGGUGACCCAAAUGUUUUGGAAUAUUUUCGUCAUCAAGGCUCAAAGAAACCAAUUCGUGCGAUAAGUUUGGAUGAAUGCUCACAGAUUGAUGCAAAUGUUCCUGUAAAAUACGAACGCAAAGAUCCCUCACACCAGUUUGUGUUCGACAUCGUAACUAAAUCAAGAACCUAUUAUUUAGUCGCUGAAAGUAGUUUAGAGAUGACGUCUUGGGUUCGAUAUUUAUGCGAUCUUUGUGGAUUUACUCAUGACAACAACGAGAACCAACAAGACCUGGGUUCACAACAACAAACGUUCAAAGCGGUUCAACCAAUCAGGAGCCCAGGAUUGUCGCAGAAUGGGGCGGCUGCGUUGCUUCAAAACGAGGAACCUGAGCCUGUUGGUGGGGAAGUCCCGUUACCCCUUCCCCGGCCCCCAAACACCAUCACCCACCGCUCCACCAUCAUAAGACGGGGGGUGGAUUCCAACGGGAACAUUUAUACGGGUGAGAAAUCACCCACGGAAGUGAACGGUGCGAGUAUGUCAUCUGCUGGGUCCGGUGAUGUUUCUAUAGCAGGCACCCCGAAACAAGCACGAAAAUAUGAAACCAAUGAACAAAAUGGUUACAGUUACGCAGUUGAGCCUGCAUCUCAGGGCAGCGCAUCAGAUUACCUUCUACUUACCGAUUGCAAUACAGUGGAUACGACCGAUAAAGAAGAUACUGCGUUGUUGAAUCCGAAGUUCACUGAGCGACGGACGUCAACUGACAGCGUGUUCACACAUGAUGGCGCUCUCACCGACAGCGGUAACGAUGUGGUGACCGACCAACCGUUACAAUCUCCGCACCUCAGGUUCGUCUCCAAUAUGCGGAAACAUCGGUUGGACUCGAUGCCAGAUUGCCCCCCACCUCUGCCACCAUCAGGGAACAAUCGUCCCAUUAUCAACACAACGGAUGAACGAGGAUAUUCGUUCCCACCGGAUGACGAAGAUGAAGUUAAAGACGCGAGGAAGAGAUCAAACAUGUCAAGCCACAGUCAUGGUCUUUCCCCGAUCGAUGAUGAUUUGAAUCGGGUUCCGCUCAAUCUACAACGGGAGUUCCUUGUUGAUGACAUGGGGAACCCAUUACAAGGUCACAUGGUGCGUUACCCAGGUUACAGUCGAAACCAGCCAACCGUAUCAUCGGGCACGGAAUAUAUUAACACCACAACUGCUGUUUCAGAAGCUGGGUUUGGUAACUUCCCCCCUCCCCGCUACGAUUACCCCAUACAACAAUACCCCGUACCUGGUCGUCCAUUCAUUUCACCAACCAACAGGAAUGAGUUCCCCCAAGGCUUUAUGACAUCACCAACCUUAUUAAACGGGUCACAAAGGAUCAAUUAUGACACGAACCAAUUCUCACCCAUGUCAUCAGCCUACUCCUCCCCCAAACAUCAAUACCCCAUGUAUGGUUCACCCUUGUCCAAGUCAUCCAUCCAUUCAUCGGCAAGCACCCUCUCCCCACACCACCAUCGUGGAUCACCACAGCGUAUGCACGACCCACGGGCUUCCCCUGCUGGUGCUUUCCCUAAGAUAAGAAGGAGUUCCAGUGUUGGGCAGUUGGAACUUGUAGCGAAUGAAUUAGCUGCACAAACGGACCGACCGACCCCAACUCACACCCGUCGUUGCUCUAUCGACAAUCGUAGAAACUUUUACACCUCCCAACCAUUCUACCAACCCCCACCAUUAGGGGUUUUUAACGAAGGCCCCAAGUCCAACCCCCCACCCCGGCCCCCUAAAUCAGACGCUGCGGUUAAACAAAGCCGUAACCCUGGGAUGCAGGAAUCACCCGUGUUCGUGCGUCGUGAAUCCAAUGUUUCAGUUCAAGCUUCUAAUUUAAGCAAGAGCUCGUACAGCACCUCACGCACACAGAGUUCCGAUGGCAGUGACCCAGGAGUUAAGCCACAUAUUGACCCCGACGCAGCCCCUGUUUCACCCCCACAUACAACCAUACAAGCCAGCCCUAACUUCCCCUUACAUAGUGAAGUAGUGGGCACGAUAGACCUUGAUAUGGAUCCAUCUGUAUCGCCCAUACAUUCAGCAAUCAUCAAAACCAUCCCCAUCCAACCAACACAUACGGAUACCAAGAUGAAUGGUGAUUGUGAUGUCACACAUCGCUCUGUUAGCAGCAGUAGCACUGGCAGUGGAACAACAUCAGGUUCAUCCCGAAGUCGAUCACCCACGACAGAACAUGUGACCCAUCGUGCUCACGACGUCACAAAGACAGAUGGGGUAACCCCCCAACCAGAUACUUCACUGUACGAUGUCCCGGGUCCAAGGAAAAAUACGGAAGAACCAAGAAAAGAUAUUUUAUACGACACACCUCACCCACAAGGACAAACCAAUGGCACCACGCCCCCUAAAAACCCACUUUAUGAUGUUCCUGUGCAUCACAAUGUCCUUUAUGACGUACCGGUGUCAAAAGGUCAUGUACAGGACAAAUUAUACGACACACCAAACAAAACACCCGAUGCCAACAAUAACGCUUCUCAUGCUUUGGCUCCUAUUGAUGAUAAACUAAGUUAUGAACCAAUGAUGAACCAAACAACACCUAUGUAUGACAACCAAUCGUCCUACACAUGCAUGGCUGGAGCCACCACGUUAAUUAAUUCCUCCCCAUUUCCAACUUUGAACAAAUGUUCGCGCUCCAACGCAUCGGAACCACCACCAGUGAAGCGUGACUUGAAACCGGGGCGUCGAAGUUUGGGGUCAGACAGCGGGAACUCUGAAGGAAGCCGAACCAUCCAUUCACGAAGUAGCUAUGAAGACUCGUUCAACACUCCAGAAUCCUCGCAUAGAAAAAGUGAAGCUGUAUUCACACAAACCUGUCAAUCAAACGACGUCCCCGUCUCCCCACCCCACACUAUAGUCAUGCAUUCAUCUCCCAACACCCCUGUUAUUGGGUCGCGUCUACUGCCCCCAGAAAGGCCCCCUAAACACCCCAGUCAAAGCUCCUUAUCCCCACGCACCCCACCCUCUAAUAUACCCGGGAGAGCUUACCCUUCUUAUGGCAUGGAUCAUAUCCAAACCCAUUCCAUCGACAACCAGAUCCAUAGGAGCCCCUCGUUAACCCACCACGGCCCCAGGAGAUCCAACCCCUCCUUGGUCCCCGGUCGACCCCCUAAGCCAUACAACAUGACCAUGCAGACCCCCCCACCCACAGCCACGUGGGACGAUGGUUAUAAACAACGUCAAUACCAACAAGCUGGGAGAGGAAGGAAAACGAACACUAUGAUGACCUCGGAGUUCGCCAUGAUGUCACAUUACCCAAAGCCAGGUGCGGUCCCCCCACCUCCCACAGCUGACCCCCCACAAAUAACUUACGUUGAACUUAAAAACUUCCCAACAACUGGAGGGAACGCUUCCAACUUUACAACGGACCAACCAAGUGGGGUCGGGGAAAGGCCUGCUAAAACGGAAGAGGUUGUGGAAUACUUUAAACUUGACAAAGAGAAGACACAAGCAUUGGAGAGGACCAAGCUUGCUUUGGAACAAGAACAAAAAAGGGGUUCUAUUGAUGUUAGAAAACCUGGGAAAUGAAGUGGUUUAGGUGGGGUUUGAACCUGGUAUCGUAUGGUUGUGCUGGCCUUCAAAGAGAGGUGGAAUAGACCAUGGAGUGGAUUAGCAAACUGACCAGUUCGGGAUUGAAACACAAGCAGCCACUUUUGUCAAACCAAAUAUUGCUUGUAGAACAAGUUACAACCCCCAAUAAUUCUACAAACCCACAGAAAGUUCCUGAAUAGAUAGUGGGUUUUAUGGGAUGGAUUAACUGUCAUGGCCAGGGCUGGAUUUCAACCAGAACGCCAAUCCAGAAGCUCAAUAACUAUUUAAGUUACUGGAACGGUGUUCCGUUAGUUGCGUGACAACUUAAACCCAGAUUGCAUUAAAUUGAAUUGACUAAACAGCUUCUAGUUUUAAAAAAAAUCUAUCCCUGGUCAUGAUAUACAGACAUAUGCAUGGUGAUAGGUUGGUGCUGUUUACAUUGAAGUGAAAUUUUAUUUUUAUCUGUUGCCAUUUUAAGCGAGGGGCAAAGUGCAAUGUUGGGUGCAUUCAUUCCUGAGUUAUUACGUCACAAUUUAUUACAAUGUCGUUUAUGAUGUCACUAUCACAUGAUGUCAUAAUAAUUGUUACGUUAUAAAUGAUUUUGUUCCUCUUGUUGAGCAAGUCGAUUUAAAUUGGAAGUUUUUUGAAUCUUUGCGACCCCUGUUCGCACUGAUACCGCUUUGCCGAAUCUGUUCCAGUUUCUUUUUUUAUAAAAUUUAAAUCGAAUAAAAUGCUGCAAACCUUU